UUUUGGAGGAGUGAGGAGGCAGAAACUGCAUGAGAGGGACACAGCUCGGAGGUUACUCAAGUCUCUCCAUCUCGUGCAGUAGACCGGGACUCGUGCAGCAUUUGCAGCUCUGCCUGUGCAUAUGGCUUCGGCUGUAUGAUAUUUGUAUGAUAAAGCACUGAAGUGGAGAUAACGGGUGAGAAACAUGAACGCGCUGCGCGUUAUAGUGCCGCUGUUUAUUCUCUGCACCGCGACGACGCAAGCAGCCAAUGUUGUUGAUGUCUUGCGGAUACUGGAGCUGUCUGAAGACAUGGAGGGCGUGUCGAUAGAAGCCGGCUUGUGUACUCAAAGAAAUGACACAGGAGAGACAGACGUGGCUUACAGGAUAAACAAAAAGAUUCAACUCAGUGCCCCAACCAAACAGCUCUUUCCAGAUUCAGAGUUCCCGGAGAACUUCUCUCUGAUGACCACGGUGAAGGCUAAGAAGAACUCGCAGUUCUUUCUGCUGUCACUGUAUGAUGAGCAGGGAGUUCAGCAGCUGGGUCUGGAGAUGGGAAGAUCACCUGUAUUCCUCUAUGAGGAUCACGAAGGCCAACCAUCUCCAGAGCUUUACCCCCUUUUUAAGAAGAUUAACCUGGCUGAUGGAAAGUGGCAUCGGAUAGCCUACAGCGUGGAGGACAAGUCUGUAACAUUAUAUCUGGAUUGUAAUAAAGUGCAGACCCUGGAGCUGAUGCGAGGUGACGCACCUGUCGUCAGCACGAAAGGAGUCGUCGUGUUUGGGACUCGAUUGCUAGAUGAGGAAGUAUUUGAGGGUGAGAUCCAGCAGCUAUUGUUUGUGGAUGAUCCUCAGACUGCAGCCGACUAUUGCCAACACUAUAUUCCUGAUUGUGACAGUCCACUGCCAUACAAAACCCAGAGUCUGGAGCCUGAAGAGGCCAAUCCUAUUCAUAACCUUGAUGGCGUCAUGCAGAGCGACGAGCCUGAGGAACCAAAGAAACGCUCCAAAAAGAAGGGAAAGGGCAAAAAGAACAAGAAAAAAAGGGACAAAUCUUCUAAGAAAGGGGGCAAAAAGGAAUCCCGCAAGAAGAAGACCCAGUCAGAACCACUUGAAGAAGGUUUCCUCGAGGUGUCCUCUAAACUGCCUGACUACUUGGCCCAGGAAAGUAAACGUGAAGUCUUAACAGCUACAUCAGAGACGCCCACGGCACCUGCAACGGAGCAACCCAAAGCAUCAGUAGAAACUCCAGCAAUAACCGUCGAUCAGAUGGCCUCCAUUCCCGAGAUGCCCACACAUGAACCGGACACCUAUGAGGAGCAACCCACCGGACUGCCCGUUACAGUGCCUGAGUCAAAUCUUGAAGAAUUUUCUGUAUCACCUCCUGCACUUCCCGAGUCCCCAAAGAUGGAGGUGGAGGAGGAGAGGCCAAUUAAAACGCCGGAGGUCGAGGAGUUUAGCGACGACCUUUACAGCGAUCAGCGCGAUGAACUUUCGGUCUCCACGGUGACGGUCGGCCACAAUAUCACGGAUUAUGAGACCUUCGAGUACGAUGAUUUUAAAAACGACUCGGACAGCACCGAGCGGGAAUAUGAGGAGUACGAGGUUUACGAGGACCGUUUUGGACCUGCACAGAGAGAGAGGGCCAUUACAUGGGAUGGAGAGGGCAGAAGAUUCGAAAAGGGGCAGAAGGGAGAGCCAGCUGUUGUUGAACCAGGCGCAUAUUUUUACGGACCUAUUGGCCCACCAGGACCAACAGGCCUUCCUGGCAUUCCUGGCAUCACAGGGCCCCCAGGACCCAGCGGAGACCCCGGUGACACGGGUCCUCAGGGGCGUCCAGGCCUGCCUGGUGCUGAUGGGAUACCAGGUCCUCCCGGCACUUUGCUGAUGUUACCCUUUCAGUAUGGAGGAGACUCUCAGAAGGGUCCUGCGGUGUCUGCUCAGGAGGCACAAGCUCAAGCCAUUUUGCAACAGACCAAACUAUCAUUGAGGGGCCCUACGGGUCCAUUAGGUCUCACCGGGAGACCCGGCCCAAUGGGUCUUCCAGGUCCCAGUGGGCAAAAAGGUGACAGUGGAGAAAGUGGGCCUCCGGGUUCACGUGGGUUGCCAGGCCCUCCAGGUCCUAAUGGGAGAACAGGAAAGAUGGGCCGGUCAGGGGCAGAUGGAGGUCGAGGGGCUCCUGGAGAGACUGGAGCAAAGGGUGACAGGGGCUUUGAUGGACUACCUGGACUUCCGGGGGACAAAGGACAUCGAGGAGACAGAGGAAAACCUGGACCCCAUGGUCCAGCCGGAGAGCCUGGUCAGAAGGGCUCGGACGGACCCGUAGGACCGAGUGGACAAGCGGGAGAACCUGGGCCAAGAGGACUUGUGGGACCGAGGGGGCCGCCAGGUCCACCUGGGCACCAGGGAGUUCAAGGCAUGGAUGGAAUGCAAGGAGCAAAGGGCGACUUGGGACCACAAGGUGAACCGGGACCUCCGGGUCAACAGGGGAACCCAGGCGUACAGGGCUUCCCUGGUCCACAAGGUCCGAUAGGACUGCCAGGAGAGAAGGGCCCUCAGGGAAAAGCUGGAAUGCAGGGACUUCCAGGGAUUGAUGGUCCUCCAGGUCACCCAGGAAGAGAGGGACCCCCGGGAGAAAAGGGACACCAGGGUUUAUCGGGAGCGCAGGGGCCGGUUGGAUAUCCGGGGCCUCGUGGAGUUAAGGGUGCAGAUGGUGUGAGAGGACUGAAGGGUAGCAAGGGGGAAAAGGGCGAAGAUGGUUUCCCAGGGGCAAAGGGUGACAUGGGCACCAAAGGAGACAGAGGUGAUAACGGUCCUCCUGGAAAUCGUGGUGAAGAUGGGCCAGAGGGGCUGAAGGGUCAGUCAGGGCCCCUCGGAGAGGCUGGAUCUGCGGGCAUUGCCGGAGAAAAAGGAAAACUCGGCGUUCCGGGAUUGCCUGGAUAUCCGGGCAGGCAGGGCACCAAGGGAUCGGUGGGCUUUCCUGGAACAGCUGGGUUGCCGGGAGAGAAAGGAAAGCGGGGGCCUGCUGGACAAUCUGGUCCCGAGGGUGAAAGAGGUCCAAAUGGUUCACGUGGAGGAAGAGGAGCCAGAGGACCAACAGGGAAGCCUGGACCCAAGGGCUCUUCUGGUCAUGACGGCUCACAGGGUCCUUCAGGAGAGAGGGGCCCCCAAGGGCCUCAGGGACGCGAAGGGGAGGCUGGGCCAAAGGGACCAAAUGGCCCUCCAGGAAAGGAUGGGUUGCCAGGUCAUCCAGGCCAGCGGGGAGAGCCAGGAUUUCAAGGAAAGACCGGUCCUCCCGGCCCUGCUGGAGUGGUUGGACCACAGGGAAAAACUGGUGAAACCGGUCCCAUGGGUGAAAGAGGACACCCAGGUGCCCCGGGACCCCCUGGAGAGCAAGGUCUGCCAGGAUCGGCCGGCAAAGAGGGAUCCAAGGGAGAUCCGGGUCCUGCAGGGGUACCUGGGAAGAGCGGUCCUGCAGGCCGGCGUGGAUUCGGAGGAGAAAGAGGCUUACCUGGCACUCCGGGUGCUGCCGGUCUAAAGGGUGGAGAGGGCCCUCCUGGUGUUGCAGGACAGAUUGGUGCCACAGGAGAGAGAGGACCCGCCGGUCCUGCAGGUGCCAUUGGUCAGCCCGGUCGCGCGGGAGGCGUCGGCCCACACGGUCCAAUGGGAGAGAAGGGCGAACCGGGUGAGAAAGGUCCUAUUGGGCCUGCCGGAAGAGAUGGAGAACAGGGACCUGUGGGAUUACCUGGAGCUGCAGGACCACCUGGACCACCUGGAGAGGACGGUGAUAAGGGUGAGCCUGGAGGACCAGGACAGAAAGGCAGCAAGGGAGACAAGGGAGAGUUGGGACCCCCAGGGCCAACCGGGAUCCAAGGCCCACCCGGACAGCCAGGAUUACAGGGUCAAGAUGGAGAGCCAGGGCCCCGGGGACAGCAAGGAAUGUUUGGACCGAAAGGAGAUGAAGGGCCACGAGGUUUUAAGGGGGCUGAUGGGCCACCAGGGUUACAGGGAAUGCCAGGACCUCCUGGAGAGAAGGGAGAGAGCGGCCAUGUUGGAUCUUUGGGCCCUCCAGGACAACACGGUCCACGCGGCCCCCAGGGAGCGAUCGGUGGACAGGGUCCUCAAGGCAUGCCGGGCGGAGUAGGCCAGCCGGGAGUGGUGGGAGAAAAGGGUGAAGAUGGAGAGGCAGGGAGCCCUGGAAAUCCGGGCGAAACUGGUCCCCCUGGAGGGAAAGGUGAGGUUGGGGAGAAAGGUGAUACUGGUCCUCCUGGUGCCUCAGGACCACCUGGAAUCCGAGGUGUACCUGGAGCGGAUGGGUCCAAAGGACUCCCGGGUCCUAUUGGAUUCCCUGGAGACCUAGGAGCCCCUGGAGAGCCGGGUGCUAAUGGUAUUGAUGGUGAACCUGGAGCCAAAGGAGAUAAUGGAGAGCCUGGUAAACCUGGACCCGAAGGAGCAUCAGGAGAGCCUGGCCCUCCAGGACCACCUGGACGGAGAGGUCAUGUAGGUCCUGAGGGAAAAGAAGGAAAACAGGGAAAGAAAGGCGCAAAGGGUACUGGUGGUACUGAAGGUCCAAUGGGUAAGACGGGACCUGUGGGGCCUCAAGGACGCCCUGGAAAUGCCGGUCCAGAGGGACUACCUGGAAUUCCAGGCCCUGCUGGGGAGCAAGGGUUAAACGGGCCCCCGGGCCAAACGGGACCUCCCGGACCUAUGGGGCCAGCUGGAUUACCCGGACUGAAAGGAGAUCAUGGCACUAAGGGGGAUAAGGGUCACGGUGGACUGAUUGGAUUAAUUGGACAUCCAGGAGAAAUGGGAGAAAAAGGCGAUCGGGGUCUGCCAGGACUUCAGGGAGUACAGGGCCCUAAAGGAGACGGUGGUGUUUCUGGUCCUCCUGGUCCUAAUGGCCCUCCUGGAACCCCUGGAUUAGCUGGUGCGAUUGGUGAGAAAGGAUCUAAAGGAGAUGAGGGAGUCGUCGGUCCGAGAGGAGAUCCAGGACUUGCUGGACCACCCGGACCACCCGGUCCUCCAGCCACCAUAAUCGAACCACUGCCAAUCAGAGAGGGCCGUAAAAAGCGAAGGAGAAACUCAAACAGACAGGGCGGCGGAGCCAGAGCAGAGUCCGAGGAGGAAGAAGCGGUUCAGCUGAACAUGGAGGACUACCUACAGGCAGAUGAACCUCUGGAUGACCCAGAGGGCAUGGAGGAGGUGUUCGCUUCACUCAACUCCAUGAAAACAGAGGUGGAGCUCAUGAGGAAACCGCUCGGCACUUUCGAGAGUCCCGCCCGCACUUGCAAAGAGCUCAUGGUGUGUCAUCCGGAAUAUAAAGAUGGUGAAUAUUGGAUCGAUCCGAAUCAAGGCUGCCAUCGAGACUCCAUCAGGGUGUUUUGCAACUUCACCUCAGAGGGGGAGACCUGCCUGCACCCCGACAAGCGAUUUGAAACGGUGAAGCUGGCUGCUUGGAACAAAGAAAAACCGGGCAGUUGGUACAGCCAGUAUAGAAAGGGCAAGCAGUUCUCCUACAUCGAUGCUGACGGAAACCCUGUGCCCGUGGUCCAGCUGACCUUCCUGAAGCUCCUGAGUGCCACAGGCAGGCAGACCUUCACCUACACCUGCCAGAACUCCAUCGGCUGGUACGACCUGACGAGUCACGGCCACCAGCAUGCCGUACGCUUCCGUGGAAGCAACGACGAGGAGAUGACGCAAGCCAAAUCCCCCUUCAUCACAUCACUGUACGAUGGUUGUCAGACGCGAAAGGGUCAAGAAAGGACAGUGCUGCAGAUCGACUCUCCUCGAUCAGAGCUGCUGCCGGUCGUGGAUGUGGCCGUAUCAGACUUUGGGAGUAACAACCAGAAAUUUGGAUUCCAUCUUGGACCAGUGUGUUUUAAUGGGUAACACCAAACACCUCAUCACAGGACUGAAGAAUGAAAGCCAUGAGCUACAGUAUAUUUAUUAUGUAUGUAAUAAGUGGGUGUUUAUAAUGACUUUUGAACAUCGAAUUGAACCCACUAUUAACCCACGUGGCUAUUCAAGGGUGCUAGCCUCACGUUUCUCAAAGGGAAGUCUUUCAUCUUUUUAAUUUUUCUUUUGUUAUCAUUUUUUUGCUUUAUACUCACCUGUGGAUUCAUUUACGAGGCGUGAACCCACCACAGUUCAAAGAACUGCUUCGAGCACGACGUGGAAAAACACGGCGGUUCAAAUUUUUUUAUCUGUGCUACAGACCUUUGUAGCCCACGGCGUAGUUGUUGGAUUUCCACACAUAUCUUGUUUAUUUGUCUUAUUCGAUAGCGAUGAUUUUGAAUUAAUUUGCCACUCGAGGGAUCGGCAUCACCACUGAAGAGUAGAUAUUUUUCUAAACCCCAUUUUCCUGCCUCGACUGCAACAAGAUGCCAGCGGAGGCAAACUUAUACCUCUUCACCAGUUUUGACAAGAAAAUACGCCCGGUCUGUUUGUAAUUCUCAGCUCGAAUAUUUUGUGUCACAUCAAACUUGCAGUGUUACUCAUCUUUAAUCAGUGUACGCGCAUGCAUAAACAAUGCUAAAUAAGGCCGCAGCUUCUCGAAACGCAGGACUCUAAUGGAGCCCAGCUGCUUAUUAAUAUGUAAAGUAGUGCGCUCACUUAAGCUGUUUGUCUUGUUAGCGGGCCGUCUAGUAUGUUUGCCUGUCAGUAAUCCAUGUUUUGGUGGUGCUAGCCUAUCAACUGUACUGAGUUGCUUCAUAUGUAUCUGGUAAUGAAUGCGAAUUACAUUGUUGGAUGUGAGCAACGGGUGUCAUACUAACAUUAGGCGCCAAUCACACCAAAUGCGUUUUAAACGCAGAAACUUUAAAAAGAGGACGCUU
Messenger RNA from Misgurnus anguillicaudatus (oriental weatherfish), 6807 nucleotides. NCBI's taxonomy places the organism in Eukaryota, Metazoa, Chordata, Actinopteri, Cypriniformes, Cobitidae. The record is from RefSeq and is a predicted model, not a curated record.